GCGCCCUGCCUGCCCCCAGCAAACACACCACCACACCACCCCUUCCAGCUCUGCUCCACCCGACCAGGAGGCUGGCGUGGCGCCGUUCGUGCCAGUGCCAGUAGGGUCGCCGCCGGCGCGACCGCGGCCCGUCGGAAUGUCGGGCCGCGUGAGCGCCGCCGCUGACCGGUGCUUGGUCCGCCCACCCAGCGCGCGCGAGCUGCUCUUCUCCACCGAACCGAAGGCUGGCGUGGCGCCGUUCGUGCCAGUGCCAGUAGCGCUGCCGCCGGCACGAUCGCGCCCCGUUGGCAUGUCGGGCCGUGUGAGCGCCGCCGCUGACCGGUGCUUGGUCCGCCCACCAAGCGCACGCGAGCUGCUCUUCUCCACCGGCCGGAAGGCUAACGCGGCGCCGUCCGUGCCAGUGCCAGUUGCGCCGCCGCCGGCGCGAUCGCGCCCCGUCGGCAUGUUGCGCCGCGUGAGGGCCGCCGCUGACCGGCGCUUGCAGCUGGAGCGCUUCAUCGCCGACCGCGCCCAAUCGGGAAGCCUCGCCUCCCACGACGCGCUCAAGCUAUUCGACCUAUUGCUUCCCCACGCCAGGCCCGCCUCGGUUACCGCCUUCAACCACCUCCUCACCGCUGUGUCUCGUGCCUCGGGCCGGCACUCCACCUUAGAAUCACAGCUCGGCAUCUCCCUAUUCGAUCGGAUGGUCCGUGAAUGCUCUGAUAAGGUGGCUCCGGACAGGUGCACCUACAGCAUCCUCAUCGGCUGCUUCUGUCGCAUGGGCCGCCUAGAGCAUGGCUUCGCCGUCUUUGGCCUCAUCCUUAAGACAGGCUGGAGGGUGAAUCACAUAGUCUUUAAUCAACUGCUUAAGGGCCUAUGUGAUGCGAAGAGAUUGGACGAGGCCACAAACAUAUUGCUUUGGCGAAUGCCCGAGUUUGGCUGCACACCCAAUGUAGUUUCCUACAACACACUUGUCAAGGGUUUCUGCAAUGAAAAUAGAGCUGAGGAGGCACUUGAGCUUCUGCACGUGAUGGCUGAUGAUCAAGGUCUAAGCUGCCCACCAGAUGUGGUGUCCUACAACACCGUCAUCAAUGGUUUCUUUAGAGAGGGUCAAGUGGACAAAGCUUACAACCUGUUUCUUCAAAUGAUAGAUCGGGGGAUUCCACCGGAUGUUGUGACAUACAACACAGUAAUUGAUGGCCUAUGCAAAGCUCAAGUGGUUGACAGAGCCAAGGCUGUCUUUCAGCAGAUGCUUGAUAAAGGUGUUAAGCCAAGCAAUGGCACAUAUAAUUGUCUGAUCCAUGGAUACCUUUCCACUGGAAAGUGGAAAGAAGUAGUUCGUUUGCUGGAAGAAAUGUCCACACAUGAUCUUGAGCCAGAUUGUUUUAUUUAUGCUUUACUGCUGGACUACCUAUGCAAGAAUGGAAGAUGCACAGAAGCCAGGAAUAUUUUUGAUUCUGUGAUUAGGAAGGGCAUAAAACCCGAUGUAACUAUCUAUGGCAUUAUGCUUCAUGGAUAUGCUACAGAAGGCGCUCUUUCUGAAAUGCAUGAGAUUUUGGUAGGAAAUGUUGUUUCGCCUAAUCAUCACAUCUUUAACAUAAUGUUUUGUGCAUAUGCUGAAAAGGCAAUGAUAGAUGAGGCAGUGUGUAUAUUUGACAAAAUGAGGCAGCAAGGGUUGAGUCCUAAUGUAGUCAACUAUGGAGCACUAAUAGAUGCACUAUGCAAGUUAGGCAGGGUGGACGACGCUAUCCUUAAAUUCAAUCAGAUGAUCAAUGAAGGUGCGACUCCUGACAUCUUUAUUUUUUCCUCCCUAGUUUAUGGACUCUGCACCGUUGAGAAGUGGGAGAAGGCUGAGGAACUAGUUUUUGAAAUGUUGGAUCAAGGAAUCCGUCUUGACGUGGUGGUCUUCAACACAUUAAUGUGUGAUUUAUGCAGAGAAGGGCGGGUCAUGGAAGCCCAGAGGCUCAUUGAAUUGAUGUUACGUGUGGGUGUGAGGCCUGAUGUUAUCUCAUAUAAUACAUUAGUUGAUGGCCACUGCUUAACUGGUAGAACUGAUGAAGCGGCGAAGCUACUUGAUGUUAUGGUCUCAAUUGGCUUGAAACCUAAUGAAUUUACUUAUAAUACUUUGCUUCAUGGCUACUGCAAAGCUCGAAGGAUAGAUGAUGCAUAUAGCCUUUUACGAGAAAUGUUAAUGAACGGACCUACACCUGAUGUUGUGACUUAUAAUACUAUAUUGCAUGGAUUGUUUCAGACCGGGAGAUUUUCUGAAGCAAAGGAACUCUAUCUCAAUAUGAUCAAUAGCAGAACACAGUGGGACAUGUACACAUACAACAUUAUUCUAAAUGGUCUUUGCAAAAAUAAUUGUGUUGAUGAAGCAUUCAAAAUGUUUCAGAGCCUGUGUUCUAAGGGUCUUCAACUUCACAUUAUUACUUUCAACAUCAUGAUUGGUGCGUUGCUCAAAGGUGGCAAAAAGGAAGAUGCCAUGGAUUUGUUUGCUACUAUCUCUGCUUAUGGUUUGGUUCCGGAUGUUGAGACCUACUGCUUAAUAGCAGAAAAUCUAAUAAAAGAAGGAUCACUUGAGGAGCUCGGUGUGCUGUUUUCAGCAAUGGAAGAGAAUGGUACUGCUCCAAACUCACGUAUGUUAAAUGCUCUAGUUAGGAGGUUCUUGCAUAGAGGUGACAUAAGCAGGGCUGGGGCUUACCUCUCCAAACUUGAUGAGAAGAAUUUCUCACUUGAGGCUUCCACUGCUUCCAUGCUUAUAUCACUUUACUCGAGGGGUGAAUAUCAACAACUUGCAAAGUCUCUGCCUGAAAAGUAUCGUUUUCCUCACUGAAGCCUGCAGUUGAGUGUUGACAAAAAAAAGAAGAAUUCAGAUUCAACUGUGCUUAUCAUCUCCAUGUGAAAUGUCAAUUUGUUGGACUGACCACUCUGCCCUGUGCUCUAAUUUUUUGGCCAUGUUGUGUGGUAUGCUUUGAAUGAUGAAAUCCCUGGAGAAAUGUCUUGAGCGUCAAGUUUAUCAACAGGUGAAGCAUAAACAUAUGGCAUUUGAGGCUUCUUCCACUUUCUACUUUUAAGUUAAAAGACCUGUUUGGCUAUGACUGUUUUGAUUGUUGACUUGCUUUGUGAGAUUCCAGAAGUUUAAAUGCCCCAUUACCAGUAUCCAGUCUAGAUGCAAGCAGAGCAGGCAUCAGACAAGAGAUCCAUGCUUGAAAGAGAAUACCAGAGGGCGCUAUGUCUUUUUUCUUUUUGACUCUCAGGUUACUUCAGACGGGGCAGAACUGAAGUGCCACUGCAACAGAAACUGUAUUUCAAGAUGACAAAAAGCGCAGCGGAAUUAGCAUGUACUGACAUAGUUCUAUCUAAUCUUGGUCAUAAUAAUUGUAUUGAUGAAGGGUGUUAUGACAAAGUGAUUAGCAGCAGCUAAUCUUCUUGAUGAGGAGUGUUGCUGCAGGAGUUGGAUGAUCCUUCAUUUUUUCCCCACUAUGGAGAAGAAUCAUCGCAUUGCCAACUCUGUCCAUAUUCUAAAUGUAGUUGCUGGUAGUGGUAGAUCCGUAGAGCAACUUGCAGGUUCUUAUCAAUUAUCAUGAUGUUUGGAUUGUGCAGUUGUGAAUUACUGAUUUUUCGAAGUCGAGAAGAAUUCUACAUUGUAAAGAAUGUUUGACAGCCAUAUAUUAUCCUGACUGCAUCCAGUUAAAGAUGAAGUGGUAAACGCUGCUACAGUAGCUUCGCAUCUUUGAGUAACUAAAGUGGUAGCGAGAUGUAUCGACUGAUCUGAUGACCACAUCUAUCUUGAGAUGAGAGCUGAGGAUUCUUUUUUGGUGAAUUAUGAUCAGCUAGUAGCAGCAAGUAAAGUUGAGAUGUCACAAGUAAAGUCAAAGAGAUGGCCAGAUGCCAUAGAUGCAGAUGGACCUCGAGUUACUCUGAUGCUGAGUGAAACUGUGCAUAUGUCGUAUCUCUGCUGUUCUUUGGAAAAUGUGGCUAGAACUUUCCCCCAUCUCUCUGCAGUCAACUCUCCUGUAAUUGUUUUUCUUUCUUUGUCUUGUAACAUUUUAAUUCUUCCAUUAGGUUGAAAUGCAUUAGCAAAGCUAGUUGGGGUAGACGUCUCUGUAGUUAUUAGGUGUUCAUUGCAAUAGGAACAAUGUGUAAUUAGCAAUAGAAUUCCAUGCAUGCUGAUCAAACCUAUACACUUUAAUUUUAGAGUCUGGGCAUAACAAACAAACAAUAGAUAAAAUGCUCUUUCAAUCUAGUCGUCCUUUUUAAAUACUUUGGCAUAAUACCUUUGAGUGGUAUUUUGCAAGAAAUGUAGGAAAGAGGUUGCGAUCAGAAAUGUUUUCCCUAUAUUUUCGAUCAGUAAAUAAUUCAUUAAGCAUGAUCAUCGCAUCAAAUUGAAGGAGCCUUUCAGCAUUGGCUCUACCCUCGAGGAUGAUCACUUCAGCGGCAUGCCGGCAUCUUAAAUCCUGCAUUUGUUUCCAGGUAGCAUAUGGCACUUGAGGCUUCUUUCCCUUUUCUACUUUUAAGAAAGACCUGCUUGACUAUGACUGUUUUGAAGAUUUUUGACUUGCUUUGUAAGAUUCCCCAUUCUCAGUGUCCAGUUUAAGGAUUCAAUUUCACUCUAGGUGCAAGCAGGACAGGCGUGGGACAGAGAGAUAGAUGUUGAAAAGAGAAAAACAGACGCCGGUGGAGCAAUAUUCAGAUUUCUCUUUUCUUCUUGAUUCCCAGGUUGGUUUUGUAUCUACUGUAAAUACGGUUGGAUAGAUGAUGUACCUGUCAGAAAUGUUGAGCACCAGAGCUAACAGUUAAGCCUAGAGUUAUUACUUGUGAA
Molecule: messenger RNA, 4801 nt
Organism: Sorghum bicolor (sorghum)
Lineage: Eukaryota; Viridiplantae; Streptophyta; Magnoliopsida; Poales; Poaceae
Product: protein Rf1, mitochondrial
Molecular function (GO): protein binding
Source: RefSeq, a predicted model, not a curated record